Messenger RNA from Aureobasidium melanogenum CBS 110374, 447 nucleotides. RefSeq lists its product as uncharacterized. Lineage: Eukaryota; Fungi; Ascomycota; Dothideomycetes; Dothideales; Saccotheciaceae. The coding region runs from base 1 to 447 and encodes 148 amino acids. The record is from RefSeq and is a predicted model, not a curated record. The transcript has 2 exons.
AUGAUAGAUGCAAUCACAGUGCAGCCUGAUGCAAGACCGAGUUUCGACCCCGACAACCGCAUGCCCGAGACUAGAGGUAUUCUGAGGAUUUGCUCUAGCCUUGUCGUGCUCGUACAGCGAUCAGUGCCUGUCGAAGAAGUACGCCAGAAAAGUCCCGAUGAGCAGGUAGAAGUGCUGGAGCUACACCUAGCACAUUUUUCGGUCAAAGAGUAUUUGGUGUCACGCAGCGCUUCAUCAGUGUUCGGUGAAUUGCUGGAAGAGAUCAACGCAAGGGCGACAAUCGCUACAAUCUGCCUGACGUAUUUACCAAGUAUUAACCAUGACCUAUCAAUUGUGCAUAUUAGGGCGAAGUUCGGAUUUGCGCAAUACCGUGCCACAUACUGGGCUGAACAUGCAGAAGCUGGCCAGAACGCUGGUGGACCGUCUCUUCCAUCCGGACUUCAGUAA